Molecule: messenger RNA, 3852 nt
Organism: Triticum aestivum (bread wheat)
Lineage: Eukaryota; Viridiplantae; Streptophyta; Magnoliopsida; Poales; Poaceae
Product: F-box/FBD/LRR-repeat protein At5g22660
Exons: 8
Coding region: 2081-3640 (519 amino acids)
Molecular function (GO): protein binding
Source: RefSeq, a predicted model, not a curated record
CUUGACCCGCAGUAUUGGCCCCGUCGUCGCCCGUGCUCCCGACCCCCAUCUCUCGCUCCCUCUCCCGACCCAGCUCUUUUGUCUCGCGCAAACUAGGGUUGAGCGCCGCCGCCGUCUUCCUGGUCGACGGCGAGCUCCCGCCUGUCCGCCGGCCGCACCCAUCCCCGCCUCCCUAUAUCUCCACGGGAACUCGACCCCAUCGCCCUCUCCCUCCGCGGGAGCUCAGCCACAACGACCGGCCGUCGCAGGACACUGGUCCUAUCCCAUGCCGCCGCCUGGACGCCGCGCUGGAGGCUCUCGCGGCCGCCGGGAGCCGGGACGCGUUCCUCCACAACGCCGUGAUCCGGGGCUUCGCUGACUCGGGCCUCCCGGGCAGCGCUCUGUCCGCCUACCGCUCCAUGCUGGCCGCCGUCGCGCGCCUGACCGCUUCACCUUCCCCGUCCUCCUCAAGUGCUGCGCGCGCCCAGGCUCCUCGACGAUGGCCGCGCCGCCGAGUACCAGGCUCGGCAUAACUGUCUGAUCACGUUCUACGCCAGGCUGAACGCUGUCUCAGCAUUGUCGGGGACGCUGAGAGGGUGUUCGACGGAAUGCCGGCCAGGGGCAUCGUCACGUGGAACUCGAUCGUGGACGGAUACGUGUCCACCAGGGCACUAGGCUCUCGCGCCGCUGGCCUGCUUCAGGAGAUGCACGAGGUGCGGCAUGACAGAGUCGGGAUUAUCCACCACUCUUGCCGUUUGCUUCCUGAAAUAGGCGUUGAUGGAAGGGCAUGGGCUUGGAGGAAGACGCCAAGGUUGGCACCUCUCUUCUUGACAUGUACUGCAAGUGUGGUGCCAUUGCUUCUGACGAAGGUGGCCGCGAUGAUUGAGGAGGUAGAGGGGAUGCUCGGCAUGCCAAUGGAGCAUCUCUGAUGCGCUCCUUGAGCUGGAUCAUUGUCUGCACAGAGACAUCCGCUCCAAGCUCAAGAUGCUCGUCAGCUACGUCGACAACCUCCCUCUAGGAUGCUGUGGUUGACAGGAACUGCUUCUCUUCUAUAGCCGCAGUGUAGAAAGAGGGAACCCAGGAACCCCAUGCCGACAGGAGUUAUGUCUUCCCCACAUCAAAAUCCUUUUGGUUACUGUUAGUUGUGUGAGAAGUGUUUCAAAUCCUGUCAGUUAGUUCCAGCAGCAUGAUUGUUUCUAACUCAUGGUCUGUAAAUUGUGGGACUAUUGUUUAUUUUUGUGACUUGGUAGUAUACAAUUGGAAUGUGAGUCUAGAUCAGGGACUGCCCCUUGACUGCAUCAUCCGUAAGGCCGGAGAAUUCAGACUGCCUUUUUUUUCUUCUUAUCUGCAGGUGAAGAAGUCCGGCAAGAAUGAGAAGGCCGACAUGUCAGAGUUCACAGCGCAGUUGGAUUCCAUUGGGUUUAAGAUAGUCGAGGUCACUGUGGAUGGCAACUGCUUCCUCAGAUUUUGUUCAAAUACUCAUCAUCUUGACAAAAUAGGGGGAUUUUGUAGCUAUCUUUGUUUCACUGUAACCAUUACAUGAUUCAAGAAUCUUCUUUUCUAAACAAUUGUCCAUGGAGAUAAUCAUGAGUGUAAUCAAAUGCAAUGUUUCCACUCUCUAUUUCUACUUUUAGUGUUUUGGAAGACCCUAAGUGGUCGUAGCAAGUCAUUUUAUAGGGGCAUGUAUCGGUCAAAAAGUAAAAGAGUAGUAGUAACUAAAUUGUUGUAGGGUUUAACCUUCAAAUUUUAAGAUGGAAACCCUAAGGAAAAGUCUAUUUUGGUGCCUCAACUAUUAUUGUCUCAGUUUAAUUUGCACCGCAGACUCCAAAACCAUCUAAUGUGCACUCUCAGAUAUGAACCCUUUCUGAUUAUAUCUCAGGGAAGUAUUUGUGCAUGGUGGAGAAAGAAUAUUUGCCAGAGGUUUCCAUUUUCCCCCAAUAUCUAAUAUGUGGGGCCUACUGCUCAGUGGAGAAAGAAUAUUUGCCAGCUAUCUCGCCAAGUAACGCUCGUGAAGCCAAAUUUGGAACAUCCCCAUUCUAAGGAAAAGGCGACAAACUAGUGUGUACUUCCGGAAGGAAGCCAUACUUCAAACCUGGUCACCAUGGAGUUGGUCUUCGAUGGAGGAGGUGCUGGCGGUGCCAACAACUGGAGGUCCCAAAUCAGGGAAGAGGUUCGCGUGUCUCGUGUCUCAGUACUAUCAGAGGCUCUGAUGCAAGCACUGUCACCAGACAAGCCCGAGACAUUGACUGAUCUUCUGAAUGUUGCUGUCAGAUUAGAGAGUCUAAUUUUCGGAGUAGCUGUUAGCGAGGUUGAUUAUAAGUAUAAGCUGUAUACGAGAUUGGAUCAUUUAGAGGGCAUAUCAUCAGAUAAUCAUUUAGAGGACAUUUCAUCAGAUGAUCAUUUUGAGGACAUCUCAUCGGAUGAUCAUUUUGAGGAAAUUUCAUCAGAUUAUCAAAUGCUUGAACCCUCAACUGCGACACUUCUGCGAGGAAUUUUUAGUGAUCCACAGAGUCAAAGCAUUCAGGUACAGAGCAACCUCCACAGGGUGCUAUCUGGUGGUAACACAAAAGCAACAGCGCCUAUAGGAAAUGAAGAGAAGCCUUGCUGUGAUGACAAUGAUAGGAUUAGCGUCCUUCAUGAGAGCAUACUCCAUUGUAUCAUGUCCUUCAUGCCAGCACAGGACGUCGUACGCACAAGCAUGCUAUUCCGAAGAUCACCCCCAUUAUGGACUUCAGCGCCAUGCCUUGAUAUCGAUAUUGAUCACUUUGAUAUGGACAGAGUAAAGUUCAACAAGUUUGCAAAAAGUUUGUUUGAGGGGCGGGGUAAUGCUAAUACAUUGGACAAACUCCGCCUUCACUCUUUUGCCAUUGAUGCAGCCAAGUAUUGGAUCGGUGAUGCUAUCAGACUUCAUAAAGUUAAAUCGAUUGAUUUCACUGAAAAUACAAGAUGGGAAGCUUUUUACUUAGAUCCUGAAGCUAUCAGCUUUAGCUCUAAAUAUCUGCAAACUGUGAAGCUCACUAAUGUUAUAAUAGUCACAUCUGUCUUUGAUCAGCUCAGCCGUGAAUGCGAAUCUUUGGAAAAUCUGCAGUUGGCAGACAGCACUCUUUGUUCUCCUGAGAUUUCAUCAAGUUCAUUGAAGACUCUGGAAAUAAUAAACUGCUUAGUUUUGAAUCAUCUUCUGAUUCGUACUGGCAAGCUGGUCUCGCUAUGCUUCAAGGACACUCGAUGCGGGUGCACUCCAAAAUACAUAGUUCGAACUACAUCAGCAGUAAUCCUAUGUGAUCUUUCAAACGCCAAGAGCAUAGAACUGCCAACACCAGUGAGACAUGUUGCGUUCGAUAGAAUGACUCCAGGGUGCCCAAUGUUCAUCAGUCUGACAAGUCUCAUUCUUGGUGAAUGGUGUCUUUCCAACAAAUUUGCUCCUCUAGCUUGCUUCCUCAAGCACUCUCCUAUGCUUGAGAAUCUUGAUCUGAAGCUCAAGUUUGACUGUGAAGCGCAAAAGCAGCCGCUUCAAAUGGCUGAGGGAAUAUUAUUCCAAGCCAAAAGCCUUAAGAAGGUAACGAUCCACUGCGCCGAAGAGGAGGACAGGCUUCCCGUGUUGAAGGCUAUACUGCUUGCCAAUGCAAGAUGUGUCAAGCACAUCGAUGUCAAGACGUACUAGGAUGCUACGCCAAGCGUUCUUCUGCAUAUGGAAUGCAUCUUUGCAUAGCGCUUUCGCUGUGUGACAUGUGUGAGACCCGAUGUAGCUAGAGAUUUGGUUGUUGAAUGUUGUGUUACAUGGACCUGUAAACAUUUACCGCUGUGCGACUUGUGGGAAACUUGCUUGCUACCAGUUAUCUAAGUUGAUUGAUGAACAUUACAGCUCAUAUGAUA